AAAAAGUUAGAGUGAGAGGUUACUCUUUUCAUCAGUUCUCAGUGUGAAAGUAUAAAAGCGGCAGAGGUGGGCGGCUGUAUGGACUGAAAGCAGUGCGUUCAUACCAGAGAGGUAAUUUAGCGACAUCUAACGUUUAACAGCUGCAGUAGAUAAACUGGUUUUCCAUGACGUUGCUUUGACAUGCUAUUUUGUUUCUGUAAAUAACAUGGUGCACAAAGAAUUGACAUUUUUAUGCUGCACAUAAUUAACAUCUCAUAUAUCAAACUUUAAAUGAAAGGAUUCUUUUUUUUUUGCAGACUUUGUAAAUAAAGUUUACUUUGAUUACAUUAUAGUAUUUUUAGAGAGAUUUAAAGUUCCUUUUUUUCUUAUUUUUAUUUAAUUUUUUUAGGAAAUACAAAAGUUAAAUAACCUUGUAGGUCGCUCUGUAUGAAUAUUACUACAGAUGAUGAUAACAACAUCUAUAGGGAUGGUUUUGGGGAAAUCCCCAUAUGCAAACUCAUAACCUGACACAUACUCACAUUUAAAAGUUUUUAAAUAUCAUUUCUUAAAUUUAAAACGUGUUUGGAAGCAAACCAGUCUGAGUGCAUAAUCUAUCUUAAGUAUUUCUUUGUCAAUCUAUCCUUUACAUCAGCAUAUCUUUGAAUCAGGAACAGGUGAAGCUAAGUUUUGAAGUGGAGGCAGGGCGGGAAGUAGCUGCUGCUGCAGCUAAAUGUGAAAGUUUCAGUCUGCCUCCGCUCUCCUGACAGGCUCACUGCUUUGCCACUAGUUACCUUACAGUCGACCAUGGAAGAGGAGGAGGACACCUACCCAGAGAUGAGACGUUUCCUCCACCUGUGGCCCCUUCCGAGGCUGCGUUCCCAGAGUGACGUCUCCGGGUUCCGCUCCAGAGUGUUGCUCAGGCUCCGGGGAGCCCGUUCAGUUGACGGCCUGGAGAAGUCUGCCGUGGCCAGCUGUGACGUCGUGGUGGACAACGCCACUGGGAGUCAGAAUGCCCAUUCAUCCCGACAGCAGCAGCAGCAGCGAGGCAAACUGCCCUCACUGGGGAAGCUCUUCAAACCCUGGAAGUGGAGAAAGAAGAAAUCCAGUGAUAAAUUCCAGGAUCUGUCUAAAGUUCUAGAGAGAAAAAUCUCCACCAGACAAACACGGGAGGAGCUCAUCAAGAAAGGAGUCCUCAUGCCCGAACAAAAUGAACCGAUCAAUAGUGAAAACCUGAACGGCCAUACGAUGUCCAGUUUGACUGCAGAGGAAGUGAAAGUAGAUAUAGAGUCUUCAGAAACUCAGUUGCAGGAACAAGCUACUGGACCAGUUAAGACUGGAGAGAAACCAGAGAAGUGUGACACUAAACCGCCUGGCCGGGCAAACCAGGCACGAGCCCGAGACGCCCAAGCUAAAAAACAGCAAAGUGCCACCGCACCAGCAUCUGCUAAACCCGCUGGGGGCACGGGCACUACGGCCAGGCACAAAGAUGGUGCGUCUGCUGCUAAAAAGACCACUAAAACUACAGGCAAGACUGGCACAUCCCAGCAGGCGAAAGCUAACCCGCGGCAUACUAACACUGCUAGCCGAGGGAAUGCCAAAUCCUCCCACCCAAAGAAAACAGGAUGCACAACGAAAACCACCCCAACCUCCACAUCAACAGCUCGAUCUCGAGUGUCUAAAGAUGCUGGUGCUGCUGCAGCCCAGAGUGAUGGGAAAGACGCAAAGCCCAGCCGGAAAUCGGACUCUCACGCUUCCUCAUUACCUCAUAAAGCUUCCAAAGCAGCUGCAGAGACUCCCAGCCAACCUAGAGACUCAAAAUCCUCCCAUAAUUCUCCAGACACAGAGCUCCUGCCCCCUAAGGCCUCAGCCAGCGAGACGGAGGUAACUCACGCUGCUUCUCAACACGAUCAGGAGCCCAAAUCCGUUCCCAGCGGUUCAGCUGCAGAGGAGGAGGCAAGCAAAAAACUUGUUCCUGAAACCACAGAUAGGCGUUCCCAUGUCAACGUUGUCACAGAGGACACAUCCUUUACAGCUGGAGAGACACAAAACAUCCCGCAGGGGAACGGACAGGGACGGCCGGAUGAGGAGGGAGAAGAUGGAAACAAGAAAGAAGAAGCCGAGUGUGGUGUGAACAACAGCCCGAGGCCGGCAGAGAGCGGCGCAGAAAAGCCGUCGGGUUUGAGCGUUAAAACGGAGUAUGCAGAGGUGACCAUCAUCCCAGACAGACCGAGAGACAGCCAGACCAGCGACUCCGACUCAGACGGACCAAUCCUCUAUCGAGAUGAAGAAGAGGAAGAGGAGGACGAUGAAUACACAAACAGUACGUCUUUGGCAAGUAAGAUUCGCCGGCGAGACACGCUGAACAUCAAACUAGGCAACCGCCCCAGCAAACAAGAACUGGAGGAGAAAAACAUUCUUCCUCGGAGCUCCGAGACAGAAAGGCAUGAGCUGCGCCAGCAGAUAGGCUCCAAACUAGUCAGGCGCCUGAGCCAAAGACCCACAACCGAGGAGCUGGAGCAGAGGAACAUCCUCAAACAAAAGAAUGAGGCGGAGGAGCAAGAAGCCAAACAGGAGAUUAAGAGGAGGCUCACCAGAAAGCUGAGCGUGAGGCCGACGGUGGCGGAGCUCGUGGCUCGGAGGAUACUUCGUUUUAACGAGUACGUGGAAGUAACGGACGCCAAGGAUUACGAUCGGCGGGCCGACAAACCGUGGACUCGCCUGACUCCUGCUGACAAGGCUGCUAUCCGUAAGGAGCUGAACGAAUUUAAGAGCCGAGAGAUGGAGGUUCACGAAGACAGCAAGCAGUUUACCAGGUUCCACCGACCGUGAUUCGCCAUCACAUCUCAGCUCCUGGCGGCCCACCUUUCCCUCCAUUUCUUUUGGAAUCCCGUCUCUCUCUUUCACAUGAAACUCCGGCUCCACUUAGCAGGGAAAGCUGUAGAACUGAGCCCACAGUCCAGUGAGCUUUCCCUGCUGCAGCCCUUCUGUGAAGAGCUUCCUUUGUCUGGGAUUCUGCCUAUUUAUGUCUGUAAUGACAGCUACAAAUGUGUCUUAAGGCCUCGGCCGUUUACAGGCACCAAUUCAACGUUUGCACAUAUCUGGAGUGACAACAGUGGUGUGUAUUUCUCGCCCUUUAGAAGCUUAUUUAUUGUAGUUUUUUUUUGUCACGGACAGCAGAAACAAUCUUUUAGAACACAGCAGUGGAGUGUGCUGUGGAGUAUUUGUGUGUUUAGUUCAAGACAGACGCCAAAAACGGGCGUUCAAUCCCAGGUUUCUAGACCGUUUAAAACGACACUGCCACCAGAGGGCGCUGCAUCUACAGAAUUAAGACAUAUUGCAGGUGUUUUGUUAUAAAGAAGCCAUAGAGCACUGAGGUUUAUAAAGGGCUGGAUCUUCACUAAGUGGAGAUAAGUACAUUUGUGUUUUGGAGAAAAAAGCAUCAUUUAGUUGGAGAAAUUCACGUAAAAGUGUUAUUGAACCGAAUCUCCAUCCCCUCCAGCACAGAGACGUGGGUCUGUUAAUAACCCCAGCACUGUUUGUCAAGCACAAAGAUUAAUUAAAUCUCAACCUUUUUUCUGUUUUAGCAAUCAAAAGCCUUUUUAUUUUUUAUUUUACUCUCAAUAUUGAGCCUUUUAAAGAACUUUUAAUGAAGGCUUUAAGUGCACCAAGUAGGAAUUUAUUUCCCUUUUAAAUGUACAAUUGCAUUCAGAUUUAGUGAUCCAUUAAGCAAAAAUCAAUCAUUACGAUGCAUAAUCAUGCAUUUGGUCGACGGAUAAAUCAAAGCUGUUUCUCACUAUUUGGCAGGGCUUCAUUAGUGAUCUCUCCACGUAGACAUUAUUUAGCAGAAGAAGUUGUUCCUGCUGCUUCAGAAUGUGCCAGAGUUGAAGGAAAUGAUGUACAGGAAACAAGCCAACAGUAUUCAUUCAUGUCUGUGUUGUAUAUUGUUUUGUUUUUUUUGUACAGAGUGUAUAUCAAGCAUGUGCAUACAAUGAAAUCCAUGUAGCUUAAAGAUAUGAUAUAAACUGCUGUGAACGUU
Oryzias melastigma (Indian medaka) is the source of this 4015-nucleotide messenger RNA. RefSeq names its product phosphatase and actin regulator 2 (gene phactr2). Lineage: Eukaryota; Metazoa; Chordata; Actinopteri; Beloniformes; Adrianichthyidae. Gene Ontology annotation, molecular function: actin binding. The record is from RefSeq and is a predicted model, not a curated record. The coding region runs from base 784 to 2808 and encodes 674 amino acids. Gene Ontology annotation, biological process: actin cytoskeleton organization. The transcript is spliced from 13 exons.